Molecule: messenger RNA, 1285 nt
Organism: Orbicella faveolata
Lineage: Eukaryota; Metazoa; Cnidaria; Anthozoa; Scleractinia; Merulinidae
Product: neuropeptide FF receptor 2-like
Source: RefSeq, a predicted model, not a curated record
AUAUCUUCGGAUCACUGCCGGAAACUCGUCGGAAAAUGUUCGGAAAGUUUCGAAAAUUGCAAAAAUGUUCAUAUUCUUGAGCCUAUAUACGAGUCAAUUGCUAAAGACAUUGAACUGAAGAUAGCGUUUUGAACGGCAAAUGUCAUGGAUCGUAGAAGUCUUACAGACCCGUCAACCCCAUUUUUACACCAAUAUGAUUUUCUAAAAUUGUUCUCAUCCUCGCAAAUGAUCGGUAAUACUCUGGUGAUUUACAUCUUGUUUACAGUAAACCACAUGCGUAGUUCAACAAACACUCUUAUCGCCAACGUGGCCUUUGCUGAUCUUCUUAUGACCAUAGAUACAUGAUCAAAUAGUACUACGUGCUAAAUAAAUGGUUUAGCACGUUCAUGGGCACUGUGUUAUGCAAGUUCUUGCACUCUUUACAGAUAGGAUCCCUUGCAGCCUCAGUGUUCAGUCUGGUGGUGAUUUCCCUUGAUCGCAGUUUUGCCAUCCUAUUUCCAAUGAAAAAAAUAAUGACUCGAAACGUUGUUCGUUUCACGAUCGCCAUGACGUGGCUAGAUGCGCUGGCGUUAAUGCUUCCAGUUAUGAUAGCUACCAAGAAUAAACAGUGGGAGGGAGGGGAUGGUAUGAUUUGCGACGAGUUUUGGAAGCCGAUGUCAACGAAAGUCUACGUUACAGUUGUUUUCGUUACUUCUUACAUCGUUCCACUGAUAAUCAUUGCUCUAGUCUACUGCCUGGCUGGGUUACGUCUUUACCGCAGAAAACUAUCUGGACAUCAAAAUCAGACAGCACACAAUAAAAUCCAAGUCUCGAGCAGACGAGCGACUGCAAUGUUGAUCACAGUGACUGUCAUUCUAGCUCUGUCGUGGCUCCCUCUACAAGCCCUGGAGAGGAUAAAAGUUUACAAGCCAAGCAUUUCGCAUUUCCCCUGGUUUGGUUACUGUAAUAGCGCUAUUAAUCUAGUUCUUUAUGGGAUAUAUUCUCGGGAAAUUAUCGCCGCGAGUUUUAUCGGAUUCUAUGCAGAGGGGCAAGCUGGCAAGACAGCAAGAGGGCGCCUGUUUUAAAUGAUUGUAGCUCGCGCCAAGCAGGGCAUCGAGUCCAAGGAGAAGCAAGUAAUUUUGAGUGCGAGACUCGUCUUUAGCCAGAUUGUGAAACAGACAGACAGUCAGACAGAUAGACAAGGAUCGAUUUCAACACCGAUGAUUAGCAAGAAAGCCGUCCUUAAAAAAAGUACACUUGACAAAAAUAAAACUACAGAUAUCACAAAAUUAUUAGCGGAGCUCCG